AUAUAACAGUUAUGCAUUUUAAAAAAGGACUGGCUUUGCAUUUAUUACUAUAUACACUUUGCCAUUUAAAUUGUCAUUUUUUUAUUCUGUUUUAGAAAUAAUUAAAAAAUGGAACACUCUGUUAUGUAAAUAGUACAACAACAAUUUAAUCGAAUGUUUUUAUAGGCCUUUACAACUAUGUUCUUUUUUAAGGUCAUAAGCGUAAACAAUAGAAGAUUACGCAAAUACAUAUGUAACACUUUAUACAAUUUGACCCUUCAUAAAUUAAUACUGAUAGUUUGAAAAUAUUUACAAUUUCAAGAGAAAAAAUAUGUUGAAGAAGCAUGGCGCAGAAGCCCAUAAGUGCUACUGAAUUGGAAAAUGCUGCAGAGGCUUUAAAGCAUAACACGUUAUAUGAUAAUUUAUUUUCAGGGAAAAAUAAAUCUAAAUAUGAGGAGUACUGUAAUAAAGUAUUCGAUGUCGCAGACAAGAAAAAUGAUGAAGCAAAGGGUGUUUGUCAUAAGCUCGCCUUUUUUUUGGAAAAAAUAGCUGUAAAUCCAAAAAAGGAAGAACGUGAUAAACAUUGUAACUAUUUACCUUAUUGGUUAUAUGGUGAAAUAGGCAAAAUAUAUAAAAAGGAAAAGUCUAUAAAACUUGGGAAAAUCCCUUUUUUUAAUGAUCUUAUUAGUGCAAAGAAUAAUAUUUAUAGUAAAAUCGAAGGAAAUAAAUGUUCCUAUUUACUUUUUGAUAGCAAUACUAGUUUAGAUGAAUUGAUAAAACAGAAAAUUUCGUUUAUUUAUUUUAACAAAUAUAAUGAUAUUAAGAAAGAUGUCACUGUUUCGCCAAAUAAGGAUAAGUGCAAAAAAUAUUCUACAUAUCUCGAUCUUAUUAGUUCAUUUUAUAAAAUUAUUGAGAAAGGGUACUGCAUGAAUCGUUGGUUUUUGUCUCCACCUGUUCCUAAAUAUUUUAAUUGUGAUAAGAAUUUAAAUCCAGAGAGUUUAUUAUCUACGGCCAAACAAUGUGCAGCUAAAGAGCCUGGAAGUGGUGGUGGUCUUGGCGCGAAUUCACUGAUUUUAUCACUUUUCGGUUGGGGUGGUUCAUCCACUACUACAUCAUCUGGAAAUGGAAGAGGUGUAGAAGCUCAAGAUUCUAGAAAUGAUGCACAUUCAGCCAAGGAUAGAGGGAAAGCAGCAAAAACAGAUUCAUCAGGCGAUGGUGAUUCAAAAGAUUUAGCAAAUUCUCUGGGCACAGGAAGGGAAGCAAGUUCAGAAAAAGCUGUAAGCUUACCAGGAUCAGGAUUAGGAGCAGGAAGAGGGCCGUCAAACCAUGUAGGCUUAAGAGGUCCACAGCACCAAGCUGGGAGAGAAGCAAUGUCUCAAUCUGGGGUAAUGUUAAGCACUGUAGGUCAAUUGUCUAAUGGGAAUAACGGUGGUUUAUUUGCAGAUCAUGGAAUUUUGAAUACCGUAGUAAUUGGGGAAGUAUUGGAUUCCUCUAAUAUUUUUCAAAAAAUUAGUGAAGUAUUGAAAUCAGAUUAUUUUCGUCAUUUAGUUACUGGUGCUUCCGCAAUUGGAGUGCUUAUCUUCCUCAUCUAUUUCUUCAGAGUAAUUACAAAUUUGAUCUUAAAAUGUGAAUAUUUUGUGUCAACUGCGAUAGGGUCGAAAUCAAAUAAAAGGGAUAAGACGAAAAGAGAACGCGAGAAUAAUUACUACGACGCAUAUGAAGAAGAUUUUUCAAGAUAUGGAUCUGAACAUUCAGUAGAAGAUUCGGAAAUGAGCGACGUUCAUUUGUCCUAUCAGCCUAGGCGUGAUUCUUACUACUAA
Molecule: messenger RNA, 1799 nt
Organism: Plasmodium cynomolgi strain B
Lineage: Eukaryota; Apicomplexa; Aconoidasida; Haemosporida; Plasmodiidae
Product: CYIR protein
Exons: 3
Coding region: 324-1799 (491 amino acids)
Source: RefSeq, a predicted model, not a curated record